Molecule: messenger RNA, 1041 nt
Organism: Micromonas commoda
Lineage: Eukaryota; Viridiplantae; Chlorophyta; Mamiellophyceae; Mamiellales; Mamiellaceae
Exons: 1
Coding region: 1-1041 (346 amino acids)
Biological process (GO): proteolysis
Cellular component (GO): membrane
Molecular function (GO): serine-type endopeptidase activity
Source: RefSeq, a predicted model, not a curated record
AUGGACAGCCUGGACGCCGUGCUGCCGAGGACGGGCGCGGGUUCGGAGGCGGAAUCGCGCGCGGUCGACGCCCCGCCGCCGCGGCCCAUGGGGGGCACGCGCGAGGAGCGCGCCGCUCGCGAGCUCGCCGAACGCGACGCCGCGUCCUCCAAGGCGCGUCUCGAGGCUCAGCGAAGGCGCGACACCCCCGAGGGCGUGACGGACGCAUCGUGGAACCCGCUGUGGAGCCCGCUGUCGACGGUGUACAACGUGCCGACGGUCGAACCGAAGGCGGCGUACGCGCUGGCGUGGUGCCACGUCGCCGCGUUCACCGCCGACCUGCUCUCGUACAAGCUCGCGGGCGGCAGCGGCGGCGACGUCUUCCUCCGACUCGCCCUCUUCGACGACGCCGUCGUGUACGAUUCCCAGUGGCUACGCGUCUUCACCGCCGGCUUGGUCGACUUUGGCCUCGUCCACUUCGCCCUCGUCAACGUCGGACUCGCGCUCGUGGGCGCCGAGGCGGAGGCGCUGCUGGGCACCUUUCCCUUCCUCGCGGUGUACGCGUUGAGCGCCGCGUUCGGCGGCGUCGCGUCCAUGGCGUUCGACGCGUCUAAACUCCACGUCACCUCGUCCGAUGGUUUAAUGGGCGUCUUGGGCGCGUUGUUACUGUACAGCGCUUUGAACGUGGAGAACGAGUGGAACCCGUCCGGGUUCACGACGAGGCUUUUAAAGUGCGGGGCUCUCGCGGUGGGGUUGCAGUACGUGGCGUCGGUGCCGACGGAGGCGGGCGCGGGGCACGUGGUCAACGCGGCGGGUCACCUCGUCGGUUUUGUGAGCGGCGCCGCGCUGGGGUACCUCGGGUUAUCGCCCACGUUUACGAGCGAAAAGUUUGAGCCCCCGGACGGGCGCAGGAAGAACCUGGAGGACGUCACGGAGGUUGGAGCCGGCGGGCCGAAGAAGGCGUGGGUGGGUGUUGGCGGGUUCAGCGCCGCGGUGGUGGCGCUGUGCGCGGUUGUGGUGUUCAAGCGAGUGUUCGACGCGGACCCGAGGGACGUCUUUUAA